AAGCUUCCACGUCACAGGGAAGUGGAGAACGGGCAGCUCCAGAAGAAGGAUCAUCUCCCGAGCAAUUCAAUUCAUCCUCAAAUGUGCCACACCGAGACGGGAUAUUGAAGUCUAUUUAGUAAGAUCAUAGAAGUGUGCUACGGAAUCAUCUGCACGGUCUAUAACUGGGGUUCUACAAGGAGAGAGACAAUCCUACCGGCACAAUGACAGCCGCUGAGAACGUUUGUUAUACCUUGAUCAAUGUUCCAAAUGACUCUGAACCCCCCUCAGAAGUCAGUUUGAAAGCAGAUCUAGAAAAGGGUGAGAUCAAGGCGAAGACGGAGGCCCUGAAGAAGGUGAUCAUAAUGAUCCUGAAUGGAGAGAAACUGCCCGGCCUGUUGAUGACCAUCAUCCGCUUCGUGCUUCCACUUCAAGACCACACCAUCAAGAAGCUGCUGCUUGUCUUCUGGGAGAUCGUUCCCAAGACCACUCCAGAUGGCAAGCUGCUGCAGGAGAUGAUCCUGGUCUGUGAUGCCUAUAGGAAGGACCUCCAGCACCCCAACGAGUUCAUCCGUGGGUCCACCCUGCGCUUCCUGUGCAAGCUAAAGGAGUCAGAGCUGCUGGAGCCCCUCAUGCCUGCCAUCCGGGCCUGCCUGGAGCAUCGGCAUAGCUACGUCCGCCGCAACGCUGUCCUGGCCAUCUACACCAUCUACAGGAACUUUGAGAAUCUCAUCCCGGAUGCCCCAGAGUUGAUCCACGAUUUCCUCGUCAACGAGAAGGACGCUAGCUGCAAGAGAAACGCUUUCAUGAUGCUCAUUCAUGCAGACCAGGACCGCGCUCUGGACUACCUCAGCACCUGCAUUGAUCAAGUACAUACGUUUGGAGACAUUCUCCAGUUGGUCAUCGUGGAGCUGAUCUACAAGGUUUGCCAUGCCAACCCCUCCGAGCGUGCCCGCUUCAUCCGCUGCAUCUACAACCUGCUGCAGUCGUCCAGCCCAGCCGUCAAGUACGAAGCCGCAGGCACCCUCGUCACGCUCUCCAGCGCCCCCACGGCCGUCAAGGCUGCCGCCCAGUGCUACAUCGACCUGAUCAUCAAGGAGAGUGACAACAAUGUCAAGCUGAUCGUCCUGGACCGCCUGAUCGAGCUGAAGGAGCACCCCACCCACGAGCGCGUCCUCCAGGACCUGGUGAUGGACAUCCUGCGUGUCCUGAGCACCCCAGACCUGGAGGUCAGGAAGAAGACCCUGCAGCUGGCCCUGGACCUGGUCUCAUCCCGCAACGUCGAGGAGCUGGUCAUCGUGCUGAAGAAGGAGGUGAUCAAGACCAACAACGUGACGGAGCACGAGGACACGGAUAAGUACCGGCAGCUCCUGGUGCGCACCCUGCACUCCUGCAGCGUGCGCUUCCCCGACAUGGCCGCCAACGUCAUCCCUGUGCUGAUGGAGUUCCUGAGUGACACGAACGAGGCGGCGGCGGCCGACGUGUUGGAGUUUGUGCGCGAGGCCAUCCAGAGGUUCGAGAGCCUCAGGCCUCUGAUCAUAGAGAAGAUGCUGGAAGUGUUCCACGCCAUCCGGACCGUCAAGAUCUACAGAGGAGCGCUGUGGAUUCUGGGGGAAUACUGCAGCACCAAGGACGACAUACAGAACGUGAUGACGGAAGUGCGCCGGUCGCUGGGAGAGAUCCCCAUCGUGGAGAACGAGAUCAAGAAGGAGUCGGGGGACUCGAAGCCGGAGGAGGAGCACAGCGCGGCACCGGCCCAGAAGCUGGUGACGGAGAUGGGGACGUACGUGACCCAGAGCGCCCUCAGCUCCUCCAGACCGUCCAAGAAGGAGGAGGACAGACCUCCUCUCAGGGGCUUCCUGAUGGAAGGGGACUUCUACGUGGCGGCCUCCCUGGCCACCACCCUCACCAAGCUGGCUCUGCGCUACGUGGGCAUCGUCCCCGACAAGAAGAGACAGAACUCGUUUGUAGCCGAGGCCAUGCUCAUCAUGGCCACAGUGCUCCACCUGGGCAAGUCGUCUCUGCCCAAGAAGCCCAUCACGGACGACGACGUGGACCGCAUCUCGCUGUGCCUCAAGGUGCUGUCCGAGUGCUCGCCCCUCAUGAACGACAUCUUCAACAAGGAGUGCCGCAGGUCGCUGUCCCACAUGCUGGCCGUCCGCAUGGAGGAGGAGAAGCUGUCGCAGAAGAAAGAGUCUGAGAAGAGGAAUGUGACGGUGCAAGCGGACGACCCCAUCUCCUUCAUGCAGCUGACGGCCAAGAACGAGACCACCUCCAAGGAGGACCAGUUCCAGCUCAGCCUGCUGGCUGCCAUGGGCAACACCCAGAGGAAGGAGGCGGCCGACCCGCUGGCGUCCAAACUCAACAAGGUGACUCAGCUGACAGGAUUCUCAGACCCAGUGUAUGCGGAGGCCUACGUUCACGUCAACCAGUACGACAUCGUGCUGGACGUCUUAGUGGUCAACCAGACCAGCGACACCCUCCAGAACUGUACCCUGGAGCUGGCCACACUGGGCGACCUGAAGCUGGUGGAGAAGCCGUCCCCUCUCACCCUGGCGCCUCACGACUUCGCCAACAUCAAAGCCAACGUGAAAGUGGCGUCCACGGAGAACGGGAUCAUAUUUGGCAACAUCGUGUAUGACGUUUCGGGGGCCGCGAGCGACAGGAACUGCGUGGUCCUCAGUGACAUCCACAUUGACAUCAUGGACUACAUCCAGCCUGCCUCAUGCACAGACGCCGAGUUCCGACAGAUGUGGGCCGAGUUUGAGUGGGAGAACAAGGUGACGGUGAACACCAACAUUACCGAUCUGAACGAUUAUCUCCACCACAUCCUGGGCUCCACCAACAUGAAGUGCCUGACUCCUGAGAAGGCACUCUCCGGCUUCUGUGGCUUCAUGGCGGCCAACCUGUACGCCCGCUCCAUCUUCGGGGAGGACGCCCUGGCCAACGUGAGCAUAGAGAAGCCCAUCCACCUGGGCCCCGACGCUCCGGUCAACGGCCACAUCCGCAUCCGGGCCAAGAGCCAGGGCAUGGCUUUGAGUCUGGGUGACAAAAUCAACCUUUCCCAGAAGAAGUCUGCAGUGUAAAGCUACUUCAACGGUCGCGCUGUAACCUCUCCCUACCCUGGCAAGACGACCCCUGCAAAUAAAGUCUCCUAUCGCUUCCCUCUCCAAUUCUGUUUUAUUGCUUGUGUCUGCCUCCCCUGAUCACAGUAUACAAAGCGCUUUCUGGCCAGUUGCGUCAAUACUGUUUUAAAGUCUGUAUGAGACAAUGUUUUUCACCAUCUGUUAGAAAACAGGCUCCUUCUAAGCGUCAUUGCAAGUGAUGUCAUUGGCCUAUCUAUAGUUUUCAAUAAACCAUGUAUGUUAACGGA
Messenger RNA from Hypomesus transpacificus, 3352 nucleotides. It is a transcript of the gene copb1, whose product is annotated as COPI coat complex subunit beta 1. Gene Ontology annotation, cellular component: cytoplasm; COPI vesicle coat. Gene Ontology annotation, biological process: intra-Golgi vesicle-mediated transport; endoplasmic reticulum to Golgi vesicle-mediated transport; intracellular protein transport. The coding region runs from base 204 to 3065 and encodes 953 amino acids. The record is from RefSeq and is a predicted model, not a curated record. Gene Ontology annotation, molecular function: structural molecule activity. The transcript is spliced from 22 exons. NCBI's taxonomy places the organism in Eukaryota, Metazoa, Chordata, Actinopteri, Osmeriformes, Osmeridae.